CGGGGCAUGGUGUGUCACUUGACACAUCCUCGGCGACUCGGACUCGUGCGAAGAGCGACUCUGGUCCAUUUCAGCAUGCCGCCGAGCCGGGAAGUCGUCUCCAUCGUCACUGUCCGUGGUCCAACAACACCACCCCGACUCGGGAUGCUUUCCAAGGGCAAGCGGUGACGCCGAUUAUUAUGCGCGUAUAUCACGCCGCGCAGCAUCCAACAUCCAGCGCCCAUCAGCAGCGCCCAGCAUCAAGUGCCAGCGACCUACCAUCUGUUUCCAUCGAGCCCAUCGAGUUAUGCCACGACCAGACGCAGGAUGGGCGCGCUCCGCCCCGCCCGCCCACUCACGCGGCGACCUUUCCCUCUCCUCCGCAGUCGCCUGCUUCGCGGACGGAUACCACAUCGAUUCACCAUGCACAUUCACGCGCGAGCCGUUCGUCUACGCCCACUGUGCGCGGCCAUCCUUUGCCCAGCGCCUCCGCGCCCUCCUCCCAAAAGCACUGGCACCCCCGCCGCCGUACGUGCCGUCCUGGGAGGAGCUACCUUCGUACGAAGCGUAUCGGCUGCCGACGUACCGCGAGGCGCGGAGGCACGGCGCCGUCCUAGCUCUGUAAGACCUCGUACCUGUAUGUAAGAAAUGUAUGUACAACUUCUCGUCUCGUGGACCAUUCUGCUUUCCUCCCUGCUCUGGCC
Messenger RNA from Cutaneotrichosporon oleaginosum, 683 nucleotides. RefSeq lists its product as uncharacterized. NCBI's taxonomy places the organism in Eukaryota, Fungi, Basidiomycota, Tremellomycetes, Trichosporonales, Trichosporonaceae. The record is from RefSeq and is a predicted model, not a curated record.